Molecule: messenger RNA, 1989 nt
Organism: Pseudogymnoascus verrucosus
Lineage: Eukaryota; Fungi; Ascomycota; Leotiomycetes; Thelebolales; Thelebolaceae
Exons: 5
Coding region: 977-1951 (324 amino acids)
Source: RefSeq, a predicted model, not a curated record
AUUUGUUAUUAGAUUUCCAAUAGUUGUUUACAUUAUUUUCAGACAAUAUGCCCAAUUCGAGUUUACUCGUUCGUGAACUUGCUCAACUUACGGUUGGGCCGGAACAUGUAUAUUCAGCAAAGUUGCUGACUAAAUGCAAUAUGUCAGCAUCCACCACAUCCACCACCUCGAUACAACUUGCUAGUCUCAAGCAAAGAUUCCCCAUCUGAGAAAGUAUUUAUAUAUGGGCUCUAGUAAUUUGGGUUCAGACUGUCGCGGCUUAGUUACUACUCUGUCAAGACGUUGAGGACCUGGCCCAAGGCCCACGGGAGAAAUGUUAGAGGCCCUGAAGGAACCCAUCCUACAUACUUUUGAUUUAUGAACCGAGUCUCAGACUUUUAUCUUGCAUUUUAUUCCUCCCAUGGCUAGAAGCGGUGGUCCGAGCCGGGGUUGCCAAGUAUGCCGGCAACGUAAAAUCAAGUGCGAUGAGACUACGCCACAUUGCACGAAGUGUACAUCUAGUGGGCGUGUUUGCCCGGGGACUAUCACGGGGGUAAUUAUCAGUGAUAUGACUUCGAAUGUGAGACGAAAGGCAUAUCCUAGGUUAACUAAUAGCUCUGUUGGAGUUAGAAACAGAGAAAGUAGUGGUAGGAAUCCAAGUCAAACGGGCCAGUAUGGACCUGUGUCAAAUGAGACUCGGGACGACGGCCAAAAUCUUGAUAUCAAUAUCAUGCACUCAGAUCCGCCGAAUAAACCAACCUCAUCAUGGAACCAGCAAGCAACACUGCCUGGAGCAUUGAAAGACUGGGAGCAAAUCUAGAUCCAUUUGAGAGUCUGCCAGUCAAACUACAUUUUUCUACUCUAAAACUCUUGGAAUACUGUACGAACACUAUGAGGAAUGCGUUCGUUGCGCUUGGCCCUGGUGAUCCGAUGACGGAUGUCUGGCUUCCAAUGAUCUUGUCCGACCAGCUAUUGCUCCAGUGCACACUUUAUUUACAUGUGCGCCGUUCAUAUGUCAACAAUUUUCGGAAUAGACGCGAUGGAUAGUGUGGAUGUGGUGACCCAUAGGACUGAGACAUUAUCACUAUUGAGCAAGAGAAUUGGAGAUCCCAACGAAGCUGUCAACGAUGUUACGUUGACGGCUGUAGCCAGAUAUGUUGGCCAAGUUAUUUUAUGUAACAACGGUAACAACGCGGAGGAGACUAAAUUACACAUGAACGGCCUAGAGAGGAUGCUUGCUCUCAAUCCUGACUUUGAGCCGAGUAACCAAGUCCGGGAAAUGCUGUUCUGGACUGAUCUGACAGCUGCCGCACUCUGCCAUGCACCUCCACGGCAGCUCACAAAGCGGCCCAAUAUCCGACUUUACGGCAAUCCUAUGCUCCAGACUCCUCGCUCUACCAUUGGCAUAGUAUGCCGUGGGUUUCAAAAAAUAAUAGCUGACCACGAGGUCUUCAAAGGCAUUACUGACAUACUGCAUGAUCUUCGAUGUCUCGCAGCAGUAGCUCACUAUUCAGACUCCAAAGUGCAUUCUGAGAUACCUAUAUUUGUCAGUCUUUGCUUUGGAGUUGGUGAAAGGCUUGGGGGCCUACUGGCGAUGGGAGGGUCUACGGUUUUUGAGUCUUGUCGCCUUGCUGCCAUGGUAUUUGUCGAAAUCGUGCUCCUCCAUAACAAUACUCCCAAUGCGGUUUUGCUGGCAGCGGGUAUGAAGAGGACUUUGAGCCGGGCAAACAUGGAGGUAUUGCUACAGCAGCAGCCAGAGCUCUUGACCUGGAUAUUGUAUAUGGGAAAUAUGGCGGCUUUCGGAACUGAGAUGGCUCCUUGGUUUCUGCGAAGGUUUGCUCAGGCCCUCUCGUUCCAGGGGCUUAGUCUUUUUGAGACUGUUAGGAACGUCCUGAUUGAGUUUCUAUGGCUUGAUGGUGUCUCAAACGAACACUUGAAGUCCGUUUGGUCGGAAGUACAAGAGAUGAUUUGAUCCCCAUUCUUUGGUAUGGGCAUGAAUGUGAGAUCUGA